AUGCAAUCCCUUCAGUCGCCCCGAGCAAGCGCUGGCCCUCGAUUGAAGCCUCCAUAUCCUCGCAAGGUCCGCGUCACACGCGCCAGGCUUUCCCUCGAGACCAGGGCGCAGCACUGUGGCACGCACUGGUCGCAGUUGCUUUUCCGGCUUGGCUCCGCUUCUCUGCUUUUCCGCUCCAUCUCAGGCACCAAGGAUUCAGCGCAGCACAUGCUAGCUGUCAUACGCAAAUUUGCGCCCAGCACCCUGGAACGCUAUCUUCGCAUUGCGCACCAAUUCCUCUGCUUCCUGGAAGCUUGCGACAUCGCUUUCAACCAGGUGUCCCUUGCUGCAUUGUUGGACUACCUCGCAUCUGCCCGAGCAUCGCGGAGCCAAGACCUCGAAAUACACCGCAUCAGUGCCACGUCCGCCAUCAAGGCCCUGCGCUGGUUCCAGAAGCUAUCACAAUGGGAACAACUCACCUCUGCAAUGCAGAGCCCUGUUAUCGCUGCUUACUGCUCGCAAAGCACCGCCAAAGAUCGAAAGGAAGCCGUACCCAUCCCCAUGGCUCUCAUUGCCGCCUGGGAACAGCGCGUCUGCGACUCCACCGCCCCGCUCUGCACCGUCCUUUGCUUGGGGGCGGCCCUGCUGGCCAUUCACGCCAGCCUUCGCUUCGGCGAUAUUCAACGCGUGGAUUUUUCCUCCCUGUCCCUCACCGCCGCUGCCCUGCAUGGCGUCUGCUUCGCUACCAAAACUACUUCCAGGGGCCAGCCCUUUGCGGUUACCAUCGCUGGCAUCACCGGCAGGGAUCCCUCUUCCUGCUGGCCUCUUCACUGGCUCUCCGCCAUGCACCGCGCCGCCUCCCCUUUUCGUGAGCAAGACGGCGACCCAGACUUUUUAUGGGUCAGCACAGCACCCGAGCUGCACAACUUGCUCGAGCUUGCCCCAGCCUCCUACUGCACCGCCAUGCUUGUGCUACGUUGGGCGGCAACCCUUCCCUGGCAUCCCAACUCUCUCGGCCUGACAUCCCAUGAAGCAUCCCAACUAACCUUGCACAGCAUGAAAAGCACCGUCCUUGCGGCUGCUGCACAGCUCCGCCUUAGCAAGGACAUCCGCCUCUCACAAGGUCACCACCGUGACAGCGCCGCUCUCUACAGUCGCAACGACACCUUCGACAGCUUGUAUGCACAGCGCCGUCUAUCUUUAGCGCUCAGCCGCGGCUGGCGCCCGCAACGCAGCAUUGCACGUGGAGGCCAGGCACCAGUGCCAGAACCUCCAUUCACACUGCCUUCCACAGAACCUCUUGCCGAGCUCCCGGCAGACGCACUCCUCCAAGGAACCUGGUCCUUUUUCGCCACGCGCCAUGAAAUCCUCCAGGCUACACUGCCGCUGGCCCCUUCAACCAAAGCAACGCGCGCGCCGCUGUCGCCGCCUGCAUCGCCUCGCUCCCCAUCGUUCGAGCCGGCUUCUCACAGCGACCCCUGCUCAGACGAGGAAGCACGCAUGGUUGAGAUCGCCGCGCUCCGCCGCCAAUCCAGUACGUCAUCGCAUGCCUCUACAUCCUCCCUCUCCUCCGACGUGCCCGAACCAGACGCAUCCCCGACGGACAAGCCCCUGUAUGCAUGCACUCGCCCUUGGGGAUGCUGGCACUGCCUCAAACCGCCCGACGACUCGGGCGUGCUCCGCACCGCGUGCGGCUUGGACCUAGGACUGGCGUCCUUCACCUCCGAAGAGCCGCCGCCUCCCCUCUGCCGGCACAUGGCAUGUGUCAUCAGACGCGUCUACGACAUGUCGUGCGCCAGCCCCGCUUUGUUUGUCUGCUCGCUUGGCGCUUAUGUUGCCGUCUCCAUGGCAGACGCUUCUGCCGGAGUGCCUGAUGCAUUGAUCACUGCACUGCAAUGUGCGGGCAUCGACACCGUGCCCGAUUUUGCCUUCGCUUACGCCACCACACAAGAGCUGGAUGUUUUCUGCUCGGACGAGCAUGCCGAACUUUGGGACAACAUGGGGGUGUCAGACCCUCAGCACAGCCCUGCAAUGGCCCGGCUUCGCCGCAAUGCAAUCAGCUGGGUCCCCUGGCAAUUGCGGCUCUCCGAAAAGCAAUACCAAGAGAUUAUCGAGAGCCGCGCGACAAAAACGCUCCGCACCGAAGCAGCCUUUCUCAGCACCGCGCUUUUCGACGACACCCCCGAAAUGCCAGUUGAUCACCUGCGUCUCAGCCCUGCAUGGCUAGGACGCAUUCAAACCGUCUUCCGCAAUGCAAUUGCACUGUGCAAGGGAGCUCAUUUGCAGCGCCUUAAGGCCUAUGAUAAACAAAUCCUGGACCUUGCAACCCAAGCACCGUCCGACGCAUCGCUCCGCACAGUGUCCACAAGCGAACUGGUGUCCGCUGACCGCAAGCUCUGGAAAGAAAUUUCCACCCUCUGCGCCUCCGGGUGGACACUGGACGACGCCUUGCACGAACUUACCACAGUCCGUUCGGACGUCGGGAACCUGCUGCAGCUCCGCGCCAGACCCCCACCACCGCCACUGCGACCGCCACGCGACCCUAACGCACCGCUGCGCGGCAAAGGUAAGACAGGCAAAGGCAAGACAGGCAAAGGCAACGCACCGCCGCUUAAGCGCAAGACCCCUGGAACGCCAGCACCGCCCGACAACGCACCGCUUGACCUUGUCAA
Symbiodinium necroappetens is the source of this 2651-nucleotide messenger RNA. Lineage: Eukaryota; Dinophyceae; Suessiales; Symbiodiniaceae. The record is from the annotation of a GenBank genome assembly.